Cladophialophora carrionii CBS 160.54 is the source of this 1641-nucleotide messenger RNA. RefSeq lists its product as uncharacterized. The transcript has a single exon. Bases 1 to 1641 code for a protein of 546 amino acids. The record is from RefSeq and is a predicted model, not a curated record. Lineage: Eukaryota; Fungi; Ascomycota; Eurotiomycetes; Chaetothyriales; Herpotrichiellaceae.
AUGAGCACUCCUGCCGGGACUGCGCUGACACCAUGCCUGGCAGACCUCCUUCGCACCUGCGUCCAUCCUCCCUCGCUUGUCCUUCGAGUGGAGCACGUAUUCGGGAAAGCGCAUGCGGGUAGUCGUGGAAACGCCGUCGACGGUCUCCAAGAGGAAGAACAAAACUUGCAAGGACUCGGUCGCUUGGAGGGAGCUCACGUGGGCGACAGCGGUGUCUGGACCAACGAGUCUGAGACUACAAGCAGUAAGACGUAUCUUCGCUCUGAAGGACAUAAACCGCCGCCCACUCGUCCGCCGUUGGUACACCUUGCCCUCUCCGACGACCACCUUCAACUCCAAGCCGUCCUCCCGAGAAAUCUACACGCAUGCGAAGAGCUUCUGAAGCUACAAGUCGGGGAUAUUCUCACGGUCAAGAGGUUCGAAGUCCGAAGCGCCCCUCGAUUGAAUGGUCGAGGUCGCGUGGUCUACCUUCGUGUUCGGGAUUGUGUACUAGCUAGGCUUGAUCACGGCAUCACAAACGUAGACGAAAGAGACGGUCUUGGAAUCGAGGAGGGGGGCUUCUUGUGCCAUGCCGAUGUCGAUGACAAAAUGUCGACCAAGAACCCAUCUCGAGAGGAGCGACAAUCCCUGACAGCUCAAUACCGAAGCUGGUCGAAAAAGCGUGACGGAAAACCGACACCACAGGGCGCCAGUCAAUCUGCUUUCACAAAGAACAAACCACGGAUGGUACAAGACGCCGACUCUGACGACGAUGGAUUCGAUACCCUCGCUGUUGCUCAGUCACAGAUUGACAGACGCCGUGAAGCUUUGCGUCAAAUCCAGUCAGGCCCGGCUACGGAGAAGAAGCCAACAAGUCGACUUACAAUGCUUGAUGAUCAUAGUCAAGCUGCUACACAGAAGCGCUCCAUUGCAUCAUUUUCUCCAUUGCGAAGAACAGCUAAAGCUGAAGAGGCCGACUGCCAAGAGCAUUUUCAGGGAGAUGCCGCCGAACUGUCCGAGGAUGUUGUCGCUGACUCCGUUCUUCCGGGCAGCCCGCGAAAGCUUUCUGCUCGUCAAGGACAAACGCAAUCUCUUCCUUUCUCCAAGGAGGCACCUCAAUUGCCACAGGGUAUGAAGCGUUCAGUCACCACCUUAUCAUCUCUUCUCGCGGUUCCCACCCAAAAAUCCUACCCCUGCCCGCCCCUUUUUGUCCUCAUAUCCUGGGUCUCUCCUUCCAUAAUCCACCGACCCAACACGCCCUUUCCGCCAAAGCGCCAUCUCAAGAUUCAUGAUCCGAGCAUCUGCAAUCGAAUUUCGGGGCUUACUGUCGCCGUAUUUGUGGACGCUCUAGCAUUUCUACCCGAAGUAGGGACGCCCGCUUUGUUCAGAGGUCUCGUCAUGAACCGGGUCAGGAAUGGAGAGGAUGUGAUAUUGAAUCGGUAUCCGCUGAAGGUGGACAGCCAGAAAGCAAAAGGCCGUGCUCUGGGUGAUGCUGAUAGCAAGGGCGCAGAGGAAGACUGGUUUAUUAGUGAUGAGUGGAAGUUGAUCGAGAUGGGCUAUGACGUUGAGCAUAUGAAGCAGUGGUGGCAUGAGCGAAAUGCUUCACGAAAGGACGGGGAAAGGAGAGACAGAUUGACGAACUCUGUUCAGGGUGAUAUCUAA